UUAAUCAGAUACCCUAAAACAAUGCCAAACAUUGAUAGAAAAAAUCAUUCGAAAGGAGUUAAACGUAGAGCUCUGCAGUUGAAAGGAAAAAUACAGGCGAAAUCUCUCCGCAUUGCGUGAAUUUGAAGGCGAGGCCACCGGAAAACACUGAAAUCUGAGAGAUGUCAGCUUCGUUGCUUAAACAAUUGCAAGAGAAACUUGUGAUUGGGAGUAGGUAUGUGGCCAAGAAUGGAUCUGAACUAUACAAGCAAACCCUAGAAAAUAAUAAGCAUUAUAUUGACAAGGAGCCCACGGUGGAGAAAUGUCAGGAACUUUCCAAACAGCUUUUUUACACUCGUCUAGCCAGUUUGCCUCAUCGCUAUGAAGCAUUUUGGAAGGAAAUUGAUGCUUUGAAGAAGAAAGCAAUGGCCAGACAAGAUCUAAAAAUAGAAGAGGUUGGAGUGGCAGCCUUGUUUGGCUUAGAAUGCUAUGCGUGGUUCUGUGUGGGAGAAAUUUUUGGUAGAGGAGGUACAUUGACUGGAUAUUACCCUUGAGUAAUUUACUCUAGAAAUGAGUAACUUCUAUAGAUGUUAGAUUAACUCAAGUCAAUUUUGGGCCAUUUUACUUUUUGUUUUGCAGCACCUCAGAAUAUGUUAUCAAAAAGCCAUAUUCUAGGAGGUGCCAAAUAUGUUAAAAUAUACUUACAAUUUGUUUGAUUUGUGCUCGUGUUUAUAAGACAUUGAUUUUUUCGGUGAAUGCUGAUAUUUCAUGUCUUGUAACUUAAAUGGCACAAAAUAUGAGUACACUUAUGAUUGUGUUUGGUAUCUGCCCCCGUUUCUUAAGAUGUUGAAUUUUGGUGGAUGCUGGAAGCUCAAAGUAUUGUCACUUAAAUAACUCAAAACAGAAGUUAAAAUAAAAUUUAUUGAGUUUGGGAA
Cryptomeria japonica (Japanese cedar) is the source of this 914-nucleotide messenger RNA. RefSeq lists its product as uncharacterized. NCBI's taxonomy places the organism in Eukaryota, Viridiplantae, Streptophyta, Pinopsida, Cupressales, Cupressaceae. The transcript has 3 exons. Bases 162 to 533 code for a protein of 123 amino acids. Gene Ontology annotation, biological process: proton motive force-driven ATP synthesis. Gene Ontology annotation, molecular function: proton transmembrane transporter activity. The record is from RefSeq and is a predicted model, not a curated record.